Molecule: messenger RNA, 1088 nt
Organism: Podarcis raffonei (Aeolian wall lizard)
Lineage: Eukaryota; Metazoa; Chordata; Lepidosauria; Squamata; Lacertidae
Gene: FAM241A
Product: family with sequence similarity 241 member A
Exons: 2
Coding region: 231-671 (146 amino acids)
Cellular component (GO): intracellular membrane-bounded organelle
Source: RefSeq, a predicted model, not a curated record
ACAACCCUCGCCCCCUUCCUCCUCCUCCUCCUCCUCCUGCAAACCCCGUGACGCCUCUCGAGACCCGCCCUGCGAGGCGGCAGAGGCGGCCGCCGAGGCAACAGAAGAAGCGGCAGCGUGACAGACCGCCGCCGGGUCGCUAGUCGUGCCCGCCCAGCGCCCGUUGGCGGGAGCUGCCCUCUCCCCAGCCUGGAGGAAGGCGCUCCCGCAGCCCGCGACGAAGGGGAGGGAUGGGCUCGACCGAGGAGCUGCUGCUCCCGCCGCCCGAAUACGCCUUCGAGAGGGACUGGGAGCCGGCGCCAUCGUUGGCGUCUCCGGGCGGGAGGGCAGUCGCCCGGCACAGGCGGAGGAGGCAGCACCGGGAGCAGCCGCCGCCGCCGCCUAGGGAAGAAGAGGAGGGCGAAGGCGAGGAGGAACAACUGCAGGUCCAAGAAGAAGACAGAGACUACAGUAUUGAACCUAUUACAGAUGACUACAAAAAGAUGGGAACUCUCUUCGGAGAGCUCAACAAAAGCCUCAUUAGUAUUGGCUUCACAAGGAUGUAUUUUGGAGAACGGAUUGUGGAACCUGUAAUAGUCAUAUUCUUCUGGGUUAUGCUCUGGUUCCUUGGUUUACAAGCUCUUGGACUUGUUGCAGUCCUAUGCCUUGUCAUUAUUUAUGUUCAGCAGUAAAGCGCUAUAGAUGGUGGUUGAACACUAUGUAAUCUCUUGGUGGAUUUACAUAUUAAACCAAGCAAGAAUAGUAUAUUAAUAGCUGGUGUGCUGAACAUUAUAUUGCCACUAAAGUUAUGCACUCUUUCUUUUUGAACUGUCCUUAUCUUUGCAAUUUAAAACAAAGCAAAAAAUUCUAAAUGUGUUAUGAACUGAUGGGUUAAAGAAGACCUUAAUACAGGACAGUAGAAGCUAAUUAAUAGAAGAUACUGAAUCAUUUUAGUUCCUGUGGGUUCCAGUCCUGGAAGGUCUUUUUGGUAUGAAAAGAAACUUGCCCAAAAAUUAGGUUAGCAGUGGUUUUAUAUUUGUUCUAUGACAACUUUCCAACAGUCCUUUUUGUAUUGCAAACUCAACUUUUUAAAAUGCUGGUUUGUAUGA